AUGGACACUAAAAGCUCAAAAACACAGUCACCAUUUUUAUCAUCAACUUCAAAUAGAAGCCCAAAAAGAAAAAGCAACAAUGCAUGCAGUUCACCAGAAUUUGAAUUCUGGAUGCGAAGAAAUCCCUCUUUACCACAACCCAACCUCCUUUCCGCCGAUCAACUCUUCCUCGAUGGUGUCAUCCUUCCCCUCCAUCUCAUAUCCAACAAACCCGAGCAGAAACCUGAUUCUGAUCAGGUACACAACUCAUCUCCUGCCAUGACCGAUUAUUCAACCAUCAACACAAUAUCUAAGCGAUGGAAAAACAUCUUUGGGAAGAAAAACAACAGCAAUACAGAAGAGAAAGUGAAGAAGAAGAAGAAGAAUGAGAAAAAACUUGGAAAGGGUGGUUGUGGCGGUGACUCUUUUUCAUCUGAACUUUACAUCAAUAUAUGGCCUUUCUCUCGGAGUAAGUCAGCCAAAAACUCUGUCACCCGACCUAAAUCAGUUCCGGUUACCCGGAAAGUAAACAGCGCACCGUGCUCUAGAAGCAAUUCCGCCGGAGAUUCAAAGUCAAGGAAGUUUCCUAGUAGUCUUGGUAGGGUGGGAGUCCAUAUUGGGAGGAGCAGCCCCGUUUGGCGCCGUGGAGGCUCCGGUAAGAAUACUGAAACACUGUAUAUGAAAAAUGAUAAGACUAAAAGAGAAACUACCGUGAGUCACCGGAGAAGGCUCACUACAGCCGCCGGUGGUGGUGGUGGUAAUGUUCCGGUGUGUGUUGGGUACAGUCGUAAGUUGCGCUGCAGAAUGGAGGAGAGCAGUGGCGGUAAGCUUUUGAAUCUGCGCAACUUCUUCACCAAGAAAACCGUUCUAGUAGUGUGA
This is a messenger RNA of Vicia faba (fava bean), 858 nucleotides long. The record is from the annotation of a GenBank genome assembly. Lineage: Eukaryota; Viridiplantae; Streptophyta; Magnoliopsida; Fabales; Fabaceae.